UUCAGCGCCUCUCGCUCGUCUUCGACAUUCGCACGGUCCCAGCAGCCUGUCGACCCCGCUCCCAUGUCCGCGGUGGGCCCCGCACCCCGCUCCCUCCAGCGCCCAUGGCCUCCAGCCUGAACAGGACUGUUUUCGCCCCCUCCUCCUCCACCGACGCCGACGACGAGGGCGUGCGCGGCACCUGCGAAGAUGCUUCGAUCUGCAAGAGGUUUGCAGUGAGCAUCGGAUACUGGCAUGACCCUUACAUCCAGCAUUUUGUGAGGCUGUGUAAAGAGAGGAAGGCCCCUGAAAUUAACAGAGGCUAUUUCGCUCGAGUCCAGGGUGUCAGUCAGCUCUUAAAGGCAUUUCUACGGAAGACGGAAUGUAACUGUCAAAUUAUCAACCUGGGGGCUGGGAUGGAUACCACGUUCUGGAGAUUAAAGGAUGAAGAUCUUCUUCCAAAAAAAUAUUUUGAAGUUGACUUUCCAAUGAUAGUCACGAGAAAGCUGCACAACAUAAGGUACAAACCUCUCCUGUCAAAACCCAUUAUAGAGUUGCAUUCGGAGGACUCGCUUCAAAUGGAUGGGAGUAUAUUGGAUUCAAAGAGAUACGCCAUUAUUGGAGCAGAUCUCCGAGAUAUACCAGAACUGGAAGAGAAACUAAAGAAAUGUAACAUGAAUGCACAAUUACCAACACUCCUGGUAACGGAAUGUGUGCUGGUUUACAUGACUCCGGAGCAGUCAGCAAACCUCAUCAAGUGGGCAGCCGACCGUUUUGAGACAGCCAUGUUCAUCAACUACGAACAGGUGAACAUGAAUGACCGGUUUGGGCAGAUCAUGAUUGAAAACCUACGGAGACGGCAGUGUGACCUGGCAGGAGUGGAAACCUGCAAGUCCCUAGAGUCACAGAAAGAACGCCUCCUGUUGAAUGGGUGGGAAACGGCCCUGGCGGUGGACAUGAUGGAAUUGUACAGCAGAUUGCCACGAGCUGAAGUGAGCAGAAUAGAGUCCCUUGAGUUCCUGGACGAGAUGGAGCUUCUUGAGCAGCUCAUGCAGCAUUACUGCCUGUGUUGGGCGACCAAAGGUGGAACUGAAUUAGGUUUGAAGGACAUAACUUGUUAACCUGUUCAAGGCUUGCGUGGAGCCAGAAGCCAUGGCCACUCAACCUCCCUGGAGUUGACACCCGGAGUUCCCCGAGUGGCGGCGGCCAGGCUUCGUCUCAGAGCUCAGCUGCCAAGUCAUCAUGCCGACUCCUGUUGACCUGUUGUUUUCAAUAAAUCUCAGUUGCCAAGUG
Messenger RNA from Sorex fumeus (smoky shrew), 1272 nucleotides. It is a transcript of the gene LCMT1, whose product is annotated as leucine carboxyl methyltransferase 1. Gene Ontology annotation, biological process: C-terminal protein methylation. Gene Ontology annotation, molecular function: protein C-terminal leucine carboxyl O-methyltransferase activity. Lineage: Eukaryota; Metazoa; Chordata; Mammalia; Eulipotyphla; Soricidae. The transcript has 11 exons. Gene Ontology annotation, cellular component: cytosol. The record is from RefSeq and is a predicted model, not a curated record. Bases 105 to 1100 code for a protein of 331 amino acids.